GUGUAAUAUUUCCAUCUUGCUGCAGAGUGCGCAAAAUGAGCGGACGUGAGAUGCGGCUGCUGGUGCGCGGCGCCUCGCAGGUGGUGCGAGUCGCAGCAGCUGGUGAGAAGGUCAAGCUGAAGGCUGCCAUGAACCACCUUGCCAUCAUCAAUGCAACAAAAGACCAGGGAGUCUCUAUCGCUGUUGAUAAGGACGGGCUGAUCGCUGCAGUGGGUCUGGACAAAGAGGUGGAAGCUCAGUUCCCAGACGCUGUAUGGGAGACAGUGGUGAAUGCCCGUAAGCGCUCUGUUGUACCUGGGCUGGUGGAUGCUCACACUCACCCUGUGUGGGCUGGCGACCGUGUCCAUGAGUUUGCCAUGAAACUUGCUGGGGCGAGUUACAUGGAGGUGCACGACGCAGGAGGCGGCAUUAACUUCACUGUAGAACACACCAGAGCUGCCACAGAGGACGACCUGCUCAAGCUGCUCCUGCCUCGCCUCCAGCGCAUGACCCGGGCAGGCACGACUUUGGUGGAGUGUAAGAGUGGCUACGGCCUCGACGUACAGACUGAAGUGAAGAUGCUGAGAGUGUUAGAGAAGGCUCGCCCUCACGCCAACCUCACAAUCUCUUCCACUUUCUGUGGUGCCCACUCUGUGCCCAGGGGCCUGACGGCGGAGGAGGCAACAAGACUAGUAAUAGAAGAGCAACUGCCAGCUGUCAAAGCCGGCAUAGUCGCUGGAGAGUUGCAGGUUGAUAGCAUCGACGUUUUCUGUGAGCAGGGCGUUUUCGACGUAGACCAGUCACGACGCAUUUUGGAGGCUGGACAUCGUGAGGGACUUAUGAUCAAUUUCCAUGCAGAGGAACUCCAUCGUUUGAAUGCAGCAGAGAUGGGAGCUUCCCUCGGCGCAGAAGCCAUGAGCCAUCUAGAGAAAAUAUCUGAAGAAGGUAUAGCUGCCAUGGCUCGGGCUGGCACAGUGGGCAUUCUGUUGCCUACCACCGCCCACAUACUUAGACUCAAGCCCCCACCCGCCCGUGCAAUGAUUGACGGGGGCGUGCCUGUCGCACUAGGAACUGACUUUAACCCAAACGCCUUCUGCUUAUCCAUGCCGGUGGUGAUGCACUUAGCGUGUGUCAUACUCAAGAUGUCGCUGAAUGAGGCCCUCACAGCUGCUACCCUUCACGCCGCUCACGCACUCCGCAAAGCUCACUCCCACGGCUCUAUAGAACCCGGCAAAGUGGCUGAUCUUGUCAUUGUUGACGAACCCAGGUGGGAGCACCUGGUAUACCAGCUGGGAGGAGCAGACCAAGCUAUCUCCCAUGUCAUCAAGGCUGGCAGAGUUGUCCAUACUAGGCUCUCUUCAUCACACAAACACCAUCACUGAUGACCACAUAACCCACUCCAAUAUGCAUUAAACCUCACAUCACCACACUACAUAACCUCAGCUACUGAGGUUCACCACAUUACACCUCACCAGCUACUGAGCCUCACCCUAAUAUAUCAGACACUAAGCCUCACCCCACUAUACCAGACUGAGCCUCACCCCACUAUAUCAGACACUGAGCCUCACCCCA
Messenger RNA from Cherax quadricarinatus, 1551 nucleotides. The record is from RefSeq and is a predicted model, not a curated record. Lineage: Eukaryota; Metazoa; Arthropoda; Malacostraca; Decapoda; Parastacidae.